Molecule: messenger RNA, 693 nt
Organism: Oppiella nova
Lineage: Eukaryota; Metazoa; Arthropoda; Arachnida; Sarcoptiformes; Oppiidae
Source: the annotation of a GenBank genome assembly
AUGUAUCCUGUUGCAACGGUAGCGCCCCCACCUACCACACAACCACCACAUACAGUACCUACAGUACCAACCACAAAGCCUACCGUACCAACCACAAAGCCUCCCGGACCACCAACAACACAACCACCCCCAACCAAGCCACCAACCACUCCCAUACCCCUGGACAAGGACGCCCUACUGAAAAAAGCAGCCGAACUCGACAAACUGGCCAAGGACGAAAUCGACAAGUUUGACAAACUGUCACGUCGUGCACUGGUAUCCAACAUCGAGAGCUUGGACCAGACUAUCCUGGAUUUGGCCGCUAAGAUCAAGACUACCUCCGGUGUACUGCCCCUCCAGGUGCUCGAGUCGCAGCUGUAUUGGUUGGAAACGGAGUUGGGAGUGGAGAUCGACGCAAUCGAAUCGGCCUAUAAUAGGAUCAUGAAGAUGGUGAACGACGCCCAGGUAUUAGACGCCCGAAUCGAUAAAGGUAUCGCUAAGGUGGGCCCCGACACCCCCGUUGGUAAGGCCCUCAAAGAGGAGAAGGAGUCGCUCGCAAAAGUGGUGAAUAGUUUAAGAGCGGCCACGGAUGCGAGAACCAUAUCGGUGCUCGAGUUUGACCUGGCUCUCAUCGAGGAGAGGGUUAAUACUGAGCUGCCACCUGGAUACUAAAUAUGUUAUUAAUAAAUUCAAAUAAAUAGUUAUACAAAUAAA